AUGGUGUCUAUUUUAAUAGCUGUUUUAUAUUCAGGUGAUCAAGUUUUGGCUAAACUUCUUACCUGCCCCCCCCAAGAAGUUGCAUUCUGGCUCGGCCUUGAAGAAUUCGAUGAAUCGCAGGAAGAACUUUGUUAUCAAACAAAAGGAAGAUACAACAGUAAAAGAACUAGAUCCGGGGAUUUUGUACAAUGUGAAGAUACCCUAAGUUUAAGCGCUUAUGAUGUUAUAGCUUUCGAGAAUAUCUUCAACCCAAAAUUUGAUGGAACUACCCUGGAAAGCUACCAAGAAACGAUGAAUUGUGAGAGUGAGGAUGAAUAUGAUGAAUGCCUGCAAGAUGAAACUGAACAAUAA
Protopolystoma xenopodis is the source of this 351-nucleotide messenger RNA. The record is from the annotation of a GenBank genome assembly. Lineage: Eukaryota; Metazoa; Platyhelminthes; Monogenea; Polystomatidea; Polystomatidae.